UUUAUGUUCAUUUUUUUUUUAAAAAAAAGUGUUUCUUAACUAAAAAAAGAGCCAACUUGGUGGUUGGAAUGUCCACUUCUCCUUUACUAAUGUCUGCUAAAUGCUAAUUAUGCUUCCUCUUGUCUACUGUACUCUUGCCGCUACUUUUAGCACCUUCAAGGCUUCAAUACCUUUUUUAUGGGCUCUAUCCUUUAAUGAUCCCUUCUCUUCUACUACCCAAAUUAGCCAAUACCCACUUAGCUAUGAUUAAUCAAUAUGAUUUCACAUCAUAAAACCAAUGUUUUAAUCUCCUCAAGUUUCAAUCUUUUCUGGGUUUUUCUCAUCUUCCUUACAAACCCAAAUCUUUGUCAAAGCCAAGAACUUUUCUUCGAUGGAUUCAAAGAUGAUGGUAACAACCUAACCCUAAAUGGGAAUGCCAAGAUUCUUAACAAUGGCAUCUUACAAUUAACAAAUGAUACAUCUAGGCUUCUUGGUCAUGCCUUCUACCCAAACCCCAUUAGAGUAAAAACCUCAAAUAAUGGGAAAGCUUUAUCUUUUUCAACAGUUUUUGCUUUUGCCCUUAUACCUGAGUUUCGUACUUUAGGUGGGCAUGGAUUUGCUUUUACACUUGCCCCAAAUAAAGACCUCCCUGGUGCCCUACCAAGUCAAUAUCUUGGUCUUCUCAAUUCAUCUGAUAAUGGGAAUCUCACAAAUCACAUAUUUGCUGUUGAAUUUGAUGAAGUUCAAGAUUUUGAAUUCAAAGAUAUUAAUGAUAAUCAUGUUGGGAUUAAUAUUAAUAGUAUGAUUUCUAAUGCUUCUGUUCCUGCAGUUUAUUAUGUUGAUGGGAAUUCAACAGCCCAGAAUAUUACAAUGAAAAGUGGUAAAACAAUUUUGUGUUGGAUUGAUUAUGAUGCAGAAAAACAUCAGAUUAAUGUAAGUCUUUCACUUUCUAAUGAUAAACCAAAUAGAAGUAUGUUGUCUUAUAAUGUAGACCUUUCACCUUAUUUGGAUGAGUUUAUGUAUGUUGGGUUUUCUGGGUCUACUGGUUUACUUGCUAGCUCACAUUACAUAAUGGGUUGGAGUUUUAAUGUUAAUGGGAAAGUUACCGCUCUUGAUUUGGCAUCUCUCCCUAGGGUUCCAAAGCCAAAAAAGGAAAGUUUUGGGUUGAUUUUGGGGUGUUCAAUUGGAUCAGUUAUUGGGUUUUUUCUAUUUUUAGGAUUAGUUGUUUAUCUUGUAUGGUUGUAUAAGAAUAGGGAUAUAAUUGAGUCAUGGGAACUUGAUGUUGGUCCUCAUAGAUACCCUUAUCAUGAGCUUAAACAAGCUACCAAGGGUUUUAAGGAAAAACAGCUUCUUGGGUUUGGUGGAUUUGGGAAGGUUUAUAAAGGUACACUUCCAAAUUCCAAUAUUGAAGUUGCUGUUAAGAGAAUUUCCCAUGAAUCUAAGCAAGGGUUGCAGGAAUUUGUGGCUGAAAUUUCAAGUAUUGGGCGGCUACGCCACCGGAAUUUAGUCCAAUUGUUAGGGUGGUGUAGGCGUAAGGGAGAUUUGAUGCUUGUUUAUGAUUAUAUGCCUAAUGGUAGUUUAGAUAAAUACUUGUUUAAUGAGCCUAAAAUGAUUUUGAGUUGGGCUCAAAGAUUUGAUAUUAUUAAAGGGGUUGCCUCUGGAUUGCUUUAUUUGCAUGAAGGUUGGGAGCAAACUGUGAUACAUCGAGAUAUUAAGGCCGGAAAUGUAUUACUUGAUGCUGAUUUUAAUGGUAGAUUGGGUGAUUUUGGGCUAGCUAAGCUAUAUGAACACGGGGCUAACCCGAGCACUACUAGGGUGGUGGGAACACUUGGGUAUUUAGCGCCUGAGCUAACACGAACAGGGAAGCCUACACCGAGCUCAGAUGUGUUCGCUUUUGGCGCUUUGAUAUUUGAGGUGGCUUGUGGGAGGCGGCCUAUCGAGCCCAAGGCAUCAUCUGAAAAAAUGUUUUUAGUUGAUUGGGUUUGGGAUAUUUGGAAAGUGGGUGCUUUAUUUGAUGUAUUGGAUCCUAAGUUGAAGGGUGAUUACAAUGAGAUUGAGGCUGGGAUAGUUUUGAAAUUGGGUUUGAUGUGCUCAGCUGAAGCGCCUGAUUCCCGACCAUCGAUGAGGCAGGUUGUGAGGUAUUUAGAUGGAGAGGCUACAUUACCGGAAGAACUGGAGCGUCUUGGUGGGAAUAUCGGGAAUAGGAGCAACCAAAGCUGCCAGAAAGAUGAUGGCGGUACUGGAGAAUUCGAGGAUUUUGUACCUUAAUUUUACUUGGGUACUAAAGCUGAUUCGGUUUUUGGAGAGGAAGGUAUAUAGGCUAUAGCCUCUGCCUGAUGUAAGGAUAGCAAACGAGUAAAAUUUCACUGCGUUCACCUCAUCUGGUAGAUGGUGAAUAUGAAUAUGAAACGCCUUACCCGUUAUAAAUAUGGGUAUGGGGUAAAGAUUACUGCACCUGUCCGCUCAUUUUGUCAUCCAAAGAGAUUUUCCUUCAUUCUUCAAUGUUCAGAUUCAUUUUUGAGUUUUUUUUUUAUCUAGGAUAUAUGCUUGAAUGGUAAUGUAAAGGAAGUUGUAUUCAUUGGCUGCAUAUUUAGGUUUCAUACUUGAAAUCUUCAUGUAAAUAUUUGAUGUUCUGAUUUUUGCUUUCUGAAUGUGAUAUAUAUAAAAGCCAUUAUUUGCUCA
Molecule: messenger RNA, 2661 nt
Organism: Amaranthus tricolor (Joseph's coat)
Lineage: Eukaryota; Viridiplantae; Streptophyta; Magnoliopsida; Caryophyllales; Amaranthaceae
Product: L-type lectin-domain containing receptor kinase S.4-like
Exons: 1
Coding region: 256-2247 (663 amino acids)
Biological process (GO): protein phosphorylation
Cellular component (GO): plasma membrane
Molecular function (GO): ATP binding; protein kinase activity; carbohydrate binding
Source: RefSeq, a predicted model, not a curated record